GCUUUUGACGACUAAGGCGAGGACUCCAGAGACCACGAUGUCACAUUCAACAGGAAUUUUCCUCAUGCUUUUGAUGACUAUCACCAGGAUGGCACUGGUUUCGACAGGGUCCAGUAAAACAGUGCAGUACCACUUUAUCAAUGAAUCCCUGACCUGGUAUGAGGCUCAGAGCUUCUGCAGAUUAAAGUACACUGACCUGGCCACCAUAAAUAACAUGGCUGAAGAAAACCAGCUGGUCAGUACACUGGACAGUCACGCGACUGCCACAUGGAUCGGACUUUACAACGGACAGAAUGACAGGUGGCUGUGGUCUGAUGGCAGCGGCAGAGCAGACUUCACCAAAUGGAGCCUCGAUCAACCAGACAACUAUAAUGGCAUAGAGUCGUGCGCAGAGAUACAAGAUGACGGCCGCUGGAACGAUAUUCCAUGUGACUUAACCAGAGCUUAUGUGUGUUAUGAAAUUCAGCAGGAUGGCAGCAAGAAGUAUGUGGUUUACACACAGGUACAAACCUGGCAGAGCAGUCAAGAUCUAUGCAGACAGAAGCACAUUGACCUGGCAUGUGUGCUUACAGACAAGGAAAAUGCAGCGAUUGCUGCAGUUACCAACAAAGCGUGGAUUGGUCUGUUUAAAGAUGCUUGGGUUUGGUCAGAUGGAACAAAGACCUCCUUCAGGUACUGGAAAAGAGGCGGAAGUUAUAGUGGAAACUGUGUUUCUGUGGAAGGAUCAAAGACGGGACGAUGGAUACCAGCUGACUGUAACAAGAAAGCAACAUUUAUCUGUCAAGGAGAUGCCAAAUUAAAGAAGAUGGUCAUAAGGAUGAAGGUGAAGUCUGAUGUGGAUCUCACUGACUCCGCUGCCUCCAGUCUAAUCCUACAGAAGUUGGAGACCAUCCUGAUAAAUCAAGGGGUGGCUGAUUUCAAACUCAGCUGGCAAAGUGAUAAAAAUGGCAGUGUCUUUCAGCGUUAGUUGGAAACCACAGAGAAGACGGGAUGCUGACUGCAGAAGUACCUAUGUUGUUUUACUGUAGCGCUGAUGAAUGGAAACAGAUUAUUUAAAGAUUGUGUCUCACCUCACUGAAUUUAGGUGGAAACUAUAGGUUGGAAGUAGCACUUAUACAAUAUUAUACUUAUACAAUA
This is a messenger RNA of Oreochromis niloticus (Nile tilapia), 1137 nucleotides long. RefSeq names its product macrophage mannose receptor 1-like. The record is from RefSeq and is a predicted model, not a curated record. The coding region runs from base 38 to 967 and encodes 309 amino acids. The transcript is spliced from 7 exons. NCBI's taxonomy places the organism in Eukaryota, Metazoa, Chordata, Actinopteri, Cichliformes, Cichlidae.